AUGGCAAAGCCUUCUAAAAAGAAACAACAGACCCUGGAAGCGACCUUAGGUACGUUUCUCUCUUCCUCCAAAGAAAAAAUCGCUAAUAUUUUCCCCGCAGGUCGUCCAAGAGUCAAGCCUGCCGUGAUAACCCCCAGAAAAGCAACUCCAACCAAGGGCUCGCCAUCCAAGAAUAGCGUGAUCGCCAUGCCACCACCUCCUUCCGCUGCCGCAAGCAGCUCUUCUCCAGGUGGAAACUUUAUGACUUCCUCCCAGGUCAUACUCAGCAGCGCAAAGAAGACAAGGUCAAGACCGUCGCUCGCCUACCCCAAGGAGCUCGACCAGUCUUCGUCUGCGACCGAGGAUGAGCCGCCUGUCAGCUCAACCAGGCAAACGUCCAAAGGGAAGGAGAAGGCCAUCGUCAUCAGUGAGGACGAUGACGAUGACGAGGAUGAACGGCCCACCAAGCGGGGAAAAUCUCGUGGCAAGCCAGCUUCCAUCUCUUCGUCGUCAGCAUCUCCAAGCCCCGUGAAGGAAUCUACCCCGAAACAAAAGCAGCAAGCUCCAGCGGAUUCGGACGAGGAGUCAGACGAUUUGCCUAUCGUGACGCCCGUUUCAUCACGUGUCAACAGGAAGAGGCGGCUUGCGGUUGAUAGCGAUGAUUCAGACGACAUGCCUUUGGUCUCCUCGCCCGUGAAGAAGCGGAGAUUGAUCCGUAGGGGCUCUUCACCGGUAAAACAGCAACAGAGCGACUCUGAUGAAGAAGAGGUCGUUGCACCUACCCCGAGACUGCGGUCUUCACAAACCCCACGAAAGCCUCUUUCGGCGAAGGAAAAGGCGCGAGAGAUGCUUCGUCGGCGACGUGCCGGUGAGAUGAUCGUUGAGGAGGACGGGGAGGAGGAAGAGGACGAAGAGGAAGAUGUAGAGCCACGCAAGGCGCUCUACGAUACAGAUUCCGACCACCUCGCGCUUUCAGAAUUCGAGGAUGAAGAAGACGAACAACAAAACGAAGUCGAGGCCCCCGAACCGUCAGAGCCUGACGGCAAAAAGAAGAGGAAAAAAGACAAGAAAAAGAAAAAGAAGAAGCUCAAAGCUCUCAAGGGCGACUCCGACGACGAGGGCACCGAAGCCGAAGCCGAAGACCUCGAUGACUUUGUGGUGGAAGACGAUAGCGACGAACCCAUGGGUGCCCCGGACGACCUGAUGCAAAUGCCCCUCCAAUUCACCCACCACGCCCGCAAGAAGCUCAUCGAGCACUUCCGGGACGUUGUGGAGUGGCUAGUCCAAAACAAGAUCAACCCCGGAUUCGCCGAAAAGACCGCCGAGCUCUACCGCAUCGGCUGGCAGAAACUCGACGACGAGGUCAGAGCGCUCGCCAGCUCAAAAUUCACCUCGUCAGCGUGGAAGCCUGACUUUUACAAAGCCUUGCGUGCCAGGCCGCAGUACACUUCCAUCGAAGUCGGCGCUUCAGCUCACGAGACAGUCUUUGGAUCCAACUGCGAGGCGUGCGGCCGGUCAGGUCACCCAGCAACGUGGACGAUUUCCUUUUCUGGCACCCCCUAUGUUAAACGUUUUGGGAUGGACUUUCUCCACCCGAUUGAGCCGCCGAGUGACUGUGAUUCCUCCUCCCAGUCCCAAUCCGAAUCUUACGACGUGGACGAAGACGGGAACACCAUCCCCCCCGAAGAGAAGACGUUUUACGUCGGGGUGGUGUGCAACGGCAACGCGGAGAUUGCGCACACGUUGAUACACUGGAAGCAUGGGCUGCAGGAUUGGGUGGAGAGCCAGCUGAUGGCGGAGGGGUGGAUGCAGCCUGCGAGGUUGGCGGAGAGGGAGAAGAUGAAGCUGAAGAGGAAGUAUAAGCUGGUGGAUAAGAUUGUGGAGAGGUGGGUGGAGGGG
Messenger RNA from Podospora anserina S mat+, 1878 nucleotides. RefSeq lists its product as uncharacterized. Gene Ontology annotation, cellular component: nucleus. The transcript has a single exon. The record is from RefSeq and is a predicted model, not a curated record. The annotation marks the transcript as partial. Lineage: Eukaryota; Fungi; Ascomycota; Sordariomycetes; Sordariales; Podosporaceae.